Molecule: messenger RNA, 735 nt
Organism: Oenanthe melanoleuca
Lineage: Eukaryota; Metazoa; Chordata; Aves; Passeriformes; Muscicapidae
Product: nucleolar pre-ribosomal-associated protein 1-like
Exons: 2
Coding region: 46-735 (229 amino acids)
Biological process (GO): maturation of LSU-rRNA from tricistronic rRNA transcript (SSU-rRNA, 5.8S rRNA, LSU-rRNA); maturation of 5.8S rRNA from tricistronic rRNA transcript (SSU-rRNA, 5.8S rRNA, LSU-rRNA)
Cellular component (GO): nucleolus
Source: RefSeq, a predicted model, not a curated record
GCAGCAGCAGAAGCAGGAGGAGCAUCAGGCUGAUGGGAUCUCUUCAUGGAUGAGGAGCCUCUGAUGACAGAAGUGUCUUCAAAUGACAAGACCCUGGAGGAUGCACUCACCUUGAUUUUCAGACAUCCUGCACUGGAGAGCUGGUUCCUGGCGUUGGAGAUGUGCUCUAUUCCUCAGCCUGGUCUGAACCCUGUCACUGUGAAGCUCCUGUCAGCUCACCUCAAUUCUGGGGUGCUCCAGCUGCUGAAAACAGGUGCCCCUGUCCUGCAGAGCAUCACAAGGGAUCACAGACACGUCUUGUCCAAGUAUUUCAAAGCCAUCACCAAAAGUGUCCUGGAAGAGCUGCAGACUGGGGGGAAGGACCAAAGCCAGGUCUAUCCCAGGAAGUCUCACCAGCUGCAGGCUCUGGAGGAGCUGCACAUGUACAUGACUGCAGCUCAGCUGAAGGAGAUCACUUUAACCAUGCUGCAACUUCCUGAGAUGGGCUUGGCUUCUCAGAAAUCUGAAAAAUCCCUUAAAAUAGGGAAGCAGUUAAGCUUCUAUGGACAAAUUUUGGUACAGCUCUUUACAGGCAGCUACCAAAGACAUCCCCAGCAAGGAGAACUUCUGCUGUCUGCAGAGGCUUUGGGGAAAUUGAUUACCUCAUGCUGCUGCCCAGCGCUGAAUAAACAUACCGUUUCUAACUUUAAAUUGUUAGAGAGUCUUUUGUCCGUCACAGUUGAGUAUCGGUGUUAG